This is a messenger RNA of Mytilus trossulus (common blue mussel), 694 nucleotides long. RefSeq lists its product as uncharacterized. Gene Ontology annotation, molecular function: protein binding. Lineage: Eukaryota; Metazoa; Mollusca; Bivalvia; Mytilida; Mytilidae. The coding region runs from base 147 to 629 and encodes 160 amino acids. The record is from RefSeq and is a predicted model, not a curated record. The transcript is spliced from 3 exons.
AUAUAUCACACCCCUUUGACAAAACUUUAACUUCAGAGUUGUUGAGCUAGCAGCGACAUUAAUUAUUGAGAACGUUCAAUGUUUCUGUUUUAGAGGAAAUUCAAAAAAUUUAUUGACAACGAGUCCAUUAUCGCCUGUCAUUCGCAAUGAUGAAGACAUCUAUUUUUAGAAGCAUCUUGUUGGUGUUGAUCAUGUUAAUACAUGUAUGUCAAGUUGGUGGAAUUGGCGGCAAUGGGGUUGGUCCUUCUCCUGUUGCGUUUACAGCGACAUUGCCUUUAGGUAACACACCAGUGUCAGUUGGAAAUAGAGUCAAAUACAAUCAGGUCCAUUGUGUUACAGGGAAUCCACCUGUCUAUAAUCUCGGUACGGGCAUCUUUACUGUUCCAACAGGUCAAGCUGGUGUUUACUCUGUGUCUGUUUCUAUGAUGUCAGGCUUUCAAAGUUCUCACCUUACUAUGAGAAAGAAUGGAGUGGUUUUGGUGUGGCUAUUCACAAGCAACGAUUACAAUAUGGCAUCCCAAACUGUUAACGUUAAUCUAGCAGAGGGCGACCUGAUUUUUGUACAAAUGAACAGUGGGUCGAGCCUGUUUAGUGUUUAUAACACUUUCAGUGCUGUUAAAGUAGCAUAAACUACAGGUAAACGUUCAAUCUAAAUUAUAAGCAAUUAAUGUCAUUAAAUAAAGUUUGACAUUUA